AUGCCGUCCGGUCUGGAGCAGGCAUUGGAGCACUCCGGCACCCGCGGCCGGACAAGUGAGGGUGUCAAUGUCAAAACGUUUGUGGCUUCGCUGGCGACGGCCAUUGUCGUCUUUGCAGUGGAAUUUUUACUGUUCUUGCUUCUAAAGGGCAAGCUCACGCGAAUCUAUCAACCUCGAACCUAUCUUGUCCCGGACCGCGAACGCACCAAGCCCUCGCCGCCGGGCCUGUUCCGUUGGAUCGCUCCCGUCUUCCGCACUUCCAGUUCAGAAUUUAUCCAAAAGUGUGGACUGGACGCAUACUUCUUCCUACGUUACUUGCGCAUGCUCCUCAAAAUUUUUGUGCCUCUGGGCCUCUUGAUCUUGCCAGUGUUGCUCCCACUCAACCGAGUCGACGGCAAAGGCACAACGUACAUGAAUGUCACAAGCGGUAAUCGUUGGAACGUCACCGGCUUGGACCAGCUAGCCUGGGGCAAUGUCACUCCGCAGCAUACCAGCCGGUACUGGGCUCAUUGUGUGAUAGCCGUUAUUGUGGUGUUCUACGUUUGUGCUGUGUUUUUCGACGAGCUUCGGGGAUACAUUCGUCUCCGACAGGCCUACCUCACCUCCCCCCAGCAUCGGCUGCGAGCAUCCGCAACCACAGUGCUGGUGACGACUAUUCCGCGGGAAUGGCUUACCGUUGAAGCCCUUGAUUCCCUCUUUGAUGUCUUUCCUGGUGGGAUCAGGAACAUCUGGAUCAACCGCAACUUCGAUGACCUAAACGAGAAGGUGAAAGCACGAAACGACAUCGCUCUACGGCUUGAAGCGGCAGAAACCGAUUUGAUUGUGAAAUGCAAAAAGGCGCAGUUGAAACAGGCUCAACAUGAGGCAAAGAGGGCCGGCAAGGGCCGCACAAAGGCCGGGGACCAGGAAAAAUCAGCGGCUGAGAAACGAGACACCAGCGUGGCAAUGGGACCUGGUGUGAGUUCAGGCGAUCCUCACCAAGCACAUACGUUACAGGAGGUUUUGCAUCGUCCUCCAGAAGAGGGACCGAAAAAGAUCUCCCAGGGCGGGCCGCGGCUAGGUGUGCUUAACCCUCUGGCUGCGGCUGGUGCCGUUGGACACGGUGUGGGCAAACUGGGCAAGACCGUACUGGGUGGAGUGGAUGGGACAUUGGCACGCACUGGUGGCUUUGUUGCUACAACAGACGUCGUUCUUCCACCCCUUCGAAGCCGAAGCACUUCCCCGGAGAACCACGAACCCACUCCUGGAGACACCACUGCUCCAAAAUCCGCCCACGAUAUUUCGGAGCCGCCGACACCACAGACGGCCACUGGUGAUAAAACACUGUGUCACGAUUCUCAUUCAUUACCACCAAAGCGGCCCUUCUGGAAGAGGAAUCUGUCGUCCCAGUCGAAAAUCCACCAUCCUUCAGAGCCUGACGAGUAUCCGCUUACUGGUUCCGACUCCCCUGUCAAGCCUGGUAUCGGCCGAGAAAAAGGUCAGAAACGACAAAGUCACAAAGAAGGAGACGACAUCGAAGGCCAUCGGUACCCCAUCGCUUUCAACGAGGACUUUGAUAAUGAAGAUUUCGGAGAGCCAAUGUGGAGGAAAUACAUCCGAUCAAAAGAUCGUGAGACUCACCGUCUCCCUAUCUUUGGUUGGAGUUGGAUGCCUUCGCUUUGGCUGAUGGGCAAGAAAGUCGAUACCAUUGACUAUUGUCGAAAGGAACUGGCUCGAUUGAACCUGGAGAUUGAAGUUGAUCAACAGCAUCCCGAGCGAUUUCCGCUGAUGAACUCUGCCUUUAUCCAGUUCAACCACCAAGUGGCUGCGCACAUGGCAUGUCAGACCGUCAGUCAUCAUGUGCCCAAGCAGAUGGCCCCCCGAGUCGUGGAGAUCUCGCCAGACGAUGUCAUUUGGGACAAUAUGUCGAUCAGGUGGUGGGAACGCUAUCUGCGUACCUUUGGCAUCAUCACUCUAGUGUGCACUAUGGUCGUCGGAUGGGCUGUCCCCGUCGCGUUCACGGGUCUGCUUUCACAACUCUCUAAUCUUGAAAGCGCGUUCCACUGGUUGUCCUGGCUGAACCAGCUGCCGGAAUGGUGCAUCUCGGCGAUCCAGGGUAUCCUGCCACCGCUGUUCCUGGCGAUUCUCAUGGCAAUCUUGCCUCUCAUCCUCCGUUUUCUGAGCCGAACGCAAGGUCUUUCCACGGGAAUGGCCGUGGAAUUAACCGUUCAGCACUACUAUUUUGCCUUCCUCUUUGUGCAGCUGUUUUUCGUCGUCACAAUCGCCUCCAGCUUUGGGACGAUCAUUGAUAAUGUCACCAACGUGACCAGCUGGCCGAAUAUCUUGGCUCAGAAUAUCCCCAAGUCGAGCAACUAUUUCUUCUCAUAUAUGAUUCUGCAGGCCAUGUCGGUCAGUGCGGGUGCCCUUCUUCAGAUAUUUGGGCUAGUCAGCUGGUUUAUUCUUGCGCCCAUCUUGGAUUCGACGGCCAGAAAGAAGUGGGCACGGACGACGAAUCUGAAUCAGAUGCAAUGGGGCACGUUCUUUCCGGUCUACACAACACUGGCCUCAAUUGGGCUGAUCUACUGUGUUAUCGCACCUCUCAUCCUCGUCUUCAACAUUAUCACGUUCAGUCUUUUCUGGUUCGUUUAUCGAUAUAAUACGCUCUACGUGACCAAGUUCCAAUUCGACACCGGUGGUCUUCUUUUUCCGCGCGCAAUAAACCAGCUCUUCACUGGAAUAUACUUCAUGGAAAUGUGUCUCAUCGGGAUGUUCUUCUUGGUCCAAGAUGAAAAUGGCGAUGUUGCUUGCCAGGGACAAGCAAUCUGCAUGAUUGUGGUCCUGAUAUUGACCAUUGGAUACCAGAUCCUUCUCAACAAUGCGUUCAGUCCGCUUAUUCAGUAUCUUCCCAUUACCCUGGAAGAGGACGCUGUCCGACGCGACGGAGAAUUCCAGCGCGCUCAACACGCUCGUCUUGGCUUGACUGUCGAUGAUGACGAUGAUGAUUCGCGGCGUGCGGAACAGGAGGAAGAGCCCUCUCAAGACAUUGAACUUAACAGCCUGGAUGGCGACAAGAAACGCCAACAUGAAGAAAAUCGUUUGGCCACACCGAAACUUAAACACCAGUCGUGGGCGGAUCGCUCCCCGAACCGUCGGUCCAAGUAUUUCGGCAUCAAUUCCAUGAAAUCAGCCCCGCCUAUCAAAGCCCUACGUGAGAAGAUGGCACAGGACGCUGAGGCUCAGGUACCCACAGACCCAAUCGGUCAUGCUUUGUUUGCAGGUAUUCAUGACGAAUUGGAGGAUCUCACGCCGGACGAGCGCGACCAGUUGAUCCAGCGCGCAUUCCAACACGAGGCCCUUCGCGCCAAGCGACCUGUCAUCUGGAUCCCGCGCGAUGAUAUUGGGGUCAGUGACGACGAGGUUUACCGCACACAGCGGUUCAGCAAGCAUAUCUGGGUCAGUAACGAGUACCAGGCACUCGAUGGCAAGUGUCGGACGAUCUUCAGCCGCAGUCCGCCAGAUUUCUCAGAGGUGGAUUUGAUUCGAUUGUGA
Molecule: messenger RNA, 3528 nt
Organism: Penicillium riverlandense
Lineage: Eukaryota; Fungi; Ascomycota; Eurotiomycetes; Eurotiales; Aspergillaceae
Product: putative DUF221 domain protein
Exons: 3
Coding region: 1-3528 (1175 amino acids)
Cellular component (GO): plasma membrane
Molecular function (GO): calcium-activated cation channel activity
Source: RefSeq, a predicted model, not a curated record